Molecule: messenger RNA, 1525 nt
Organism: Arachis ipaensis
Lineage: Eukaryota; Viridiplantae; Streptophyta; Magnoliopsida; Fabales; Fabaceae
Product: pathogenesis-related thaumatin-like protein 3.5
Source: RefSeq, a predicted model, not a curated record
UAACAGAAAAUCAUUUUUCAAUGUGAUAGUCUCAUUUGUCAUAUAAGAAGUUUACACUUUAUAAAUUGUGUAUUUUUGUUACUUUUUAAAAAUAAUUUGACGGUUUUUUAUAACAAAAUUUAGAGAUAUUUUUGUUGGCGAAAAAAUAAUUUAGGAAUAUUUUUAGUAGUUUACCCGAGAUUAAAUUAAAAAAUUGAAUAUAUCACAUUAAAGUAUAAAUAUACAAAUAUUUUAUGCUACGAAGGGAAAAUAGGCACAGAAGUUUGCAUCUGAGGUAUUACCUAGUCAACAUGCUUCCAUGUAUGAGGAAUCCUAUGUACAUCCUUUUAGGAUCAUCCUAUGUCAACAUCCUAGAGCAAGAUCAGAAUCUGAGUCCUGACGCCGAUUCUCCAAUCAUAUGGGUUUCAUAAUAUAAAAUUUUCUUUUUCCAUUUUUUUGUACAAUUCCCAUGAAACUGCAAAGAAUAGCUUCUAAAUUAGGCCAUCCACAAUAUUAAGAAAUACUAAACCCAUAAAGUACAUCUUGCGGCUGAGAAUUUCAUCAAAGUAAAGUAACGUUUUGUUGGUUUUUGUAAUGCAUGAAUCAUAAGUCAUACAUAGCAUAUAAUGAGGUUUGGCCAUUCCUUGGCUUAUCAAUUCUAAUUUCUAUCCGUUCUAAUUUUCUACAAAGAGUACCAUACAAAUUACAAUAAUUAAAAAUGUCACUAUGGAAAUUCCCAACUUUCUUUCUUGUUAUGUUUACGUUCUUCUCUUGUUCUUUCUCUAGCAUUUUCACAAUAACCAACAACUGUCCCUAUACUAUAUGGCCCGGUACCCUCUCCGGCGCAGGCUCGCCGUCACUUGCAACAACCGGAUUCCGUCUAGACCCCGGCCUAAGUGUGAAACUCACAAGUGUUCCUGGGUGGUCCGGCCGGAUAUGGGCAAGGACUGGUUGCACUUUUGAUGCAACCGGAACUGGCAAAUGCCAAACCGGCGAUUGCGGAGGAAGGCUUGAGUGUGAUGGAAAUGGUGCUGCUCCUCCUACCUCCUUGUUUGAGAUAACGCUUGGUAAAGGCACUGAUCAAGACUAUUAUGAUGUGAGUAUGGUAGAUGGUUACAAUUUACCAUUGCUUGCUCAACCACGAGGUGUAUAUGGGGGUGCUGCUUGUAAUGCCACAGGUUGUGUUACUGAUAUUAAUAGAGGUUGUCCGAAAGAACUUCAAGUGGUUGGUGGAGAUGGAUACCAAGGUGAAGGUGGUGUAGUAGGGUGUAGGAGUGCUUGUGAGGCAUUUGGGUCAGACCAAUACUGCUGCAGUGGAGCAUUUGCAAACCCAACAACAUGCCAGCCCUCUUAUUAUUCCACCAUUUUCAAGAGGGCUUGUCCAAGAGCCUAUAGCUAUGCAUUUGAUGAUGGAACAAGCACCUUCACUUGCAAAGCUUAUGAAUAUGACAUUGUUUUUUGUCCUAGCAGCUAUAGGAACAAAAAACCAAAGGGUACAGUUCUUCCUCCACCAAUAUCAAUUACAGUUCCUCCUCCACCACAAUCU